GAGUUUCUUUCUUUUAAGGUUUUUUUUUGUCAGACCCAAGAAGACAAAGACCGAAUAGUGUCAAGCCUGGGAGACUGGAUUGCUGACUGUGGUGUGCCUGGAAUUUUCAGUGCAGCACCUAAUAUGAGACGGAUCUAUGGUCAGCUAAUCAGCUAAUAAGUUUGGAAAUCUCUUGGAACAUAUUUAUUUUAGAACAGCAGACAUGAUCGCCCAAUUCAAGGAAGGCAUGAACUCCUGUGGCAACUUGUGGCAGAUUGUCGAAAAAAACUGGAAGGUCUUCCUUCCCUUGUUCACAAAUGAGGAGAAACAAUUAACAAGAGAUGAAUUUAGAGCCCUAUUCACCAUUUGCUGGAGUGAGGAGGGAAGCAAUCUCAGGGAAAAGGAGGAAGACACCAUAUUUUGCUGGGAGCUCCUGCUGAAUUCAAUUCAGGAAAAACAAUCAACAAUCACCUUCCAGGAGAUGCUGGUAUUUAUUACUGGUGCAGACAGCAUUCCCCCACUGGGCUUCCCCGGAGAACCGAGAAUUGAGUUUUACACUCAACAAAAUCGCCGGCUUCCAUUUGCAUCAACUUGUGGCAUGGUGCUCUUUUUGCCUCGAGGCAUCCAAGAAGAGGAGGAGUUGACUGACCUGCUUAACACAGCACUCAAAGGUUACCUUGGAUUUGGAAAAAUUUAAUUUAGUUACUUUCGUCAAAUGUUAAUUAAAGGGAUAGUUGACCCUUAAAAUAAUUUUCUGUCAUUAAUUACUCACCCUCAUGUUGUUCCAAACCCACCCAUAAACGUUUUGUGAACCCAUAAACAAAUUAAGAUAUUUUUAAUGAAAUCUGAGAGCUUUCUGUCCCUUCAUUACAUCUAUGUAACUACCAAUGUCAUGCAUGAAAAAGUUCAUAAAUAAA
Messenger RNA from Carassius auratus (goldfish), 896 nucleotides. Its product is annotated as G2/M phase-specific E3 ubiquitin-protein ligase-like. Bases 203 to 676 code for a protein of 157 amino acids. Lineage: Eukaryota; Metazoa; Chordata; Actinopteri; Cypriniformes; Cyprinidae. The record is from RefSeq and is a predicted model, not a curated record. Gene Ontology annotation, molecular function: ubiquitin-protein transferase activity. The transcript is spliced from 2 exons.